AUGAUUGACGAGAAGAUUCGAUACGAUGGCGAGGCGCCAAUCUACCCCUACAAUGAGGAAGACACCUCAGCAAGAAAUCGCCAUGUCACCGGCGAGCGCGAUGUGUUUGGAAAUGAAGAGAACCACCAGAUUAAAUAUAAGACCCUGAGCUGGCAGCUUGUCGCUGUUCUUAUGAUUGCCGAAAUUGUGUCGAACGGCAUGCUGAGUCUACCUAGUAGUGGUGGGGUUGUUGGUCUCGUCCCUAAUGUUAUCCUUAUUGUUUUCCUAGGCAUCUUUGGCACCUUUACCGCUUAUCUAUUGGUUCAAUUCAAGCUCAACCAUCCCGAAGUACACAAUAUGGGAGACGCCGGCUACAUCCUCUUUGGCGUUGUCGGACGAGAAGUUCUCUCCGCUGGAACAGUCAUAUUUGCUGUUUUCGCCACAGGCGGACAACUUCUCGCUGGCCAAAUCGCUUUGGGUGUUCUAUCAGAUUCCAAACUCUGUCUCAUGCUCUAUACUGGAAUUUUCGCCAUCCCAACACUCAUCUUCAGCUUCCCACGUACCCUCGAUGGCCUCUCAUGGCUCUGUAUCCCAAGCGUUCUCUCCAUCCUCAUCGCCGGAAUCGUAGGUAUGAUUGGAGCAGGAAUCAACCCUCUCGAAGGCCGUACCACCAGCCUAUUCCUGCAACCAACUUUCGUAAAUGCCUUUGUCUCCGUCACCAACCCGGUCUUUGCUUACGCUGGUCACUUUAUGUUCUUCAUUCUCAUUUCUGAGAUGCGCAACCCUAGAGACGCUAUGAAAGCCGCCUACACCCUGCAGGGCUUUGCUACCGCCUACUACACCGUCUUUGCCAUCGUUACACAUUGGUACUUAGGUGAUGGUGUUGUAAGCCCCAGCUUUUCCAGUCUCCCGACCGUAUGGGCAAAAGCCGCAUACGGAAUUGCGAUCCCCAACUUCCUGAUCGCUGGAAGCCUGUACGCGCACACAGCAGCGAAGCUGAUCUUCCUCCGCUUAUUCCGCAAUUCGAAUCAUCUACACAGUCACACCAUAGUAGGAUGGGGAACCUGGACUAUUCUGAUCCUCAUCAUGAACGCAGCGUCUUUUGUCCUCGCUGUUGGUGUACCGAUCUUCUCGUACCUCAUUGGGAUCGCGGCAUCGCUAUUUGCCAGCUGGUAUACGUAUGGCAUCGCCGGCGCUUUUUGGAUUCAUGAUAGCUAUCAUUUGAGUGGACAAGGCUCCUGGGCUUGGAGACGGAAACCGGUCAUGUUUGUGCUGAGUGUGUUGACCUUCGUAGCUGGUGGAUUUAUCUGUGUGGCGGGCACGUAUGUGAUUGUGAAGCUGAUUAUCGAUGCGUAUGACAGUGGAUCUGUUCCCCCGCCAUUUCAGUGCUGA
Messenger RNA from Mollisia scopiformis, 1371 nucleotides. RefSeq names its product transmembrane amino acid transporter. The transcript has 6 exons. Gene Ontology annotation, cellular component: vacuolar membrane. The record is from RefSeq and is a predicted model, not a curated record. Lineage: Eukaryota; Fungi; Ascomycota; Leotiomycetes; Helotiales; Mollisiaceae. Gene Ontology annotation, biological process: amino acid transmembrane transport. Bases 1 to 1371 code for a protein of 456 amino acids. Gene Ontology annotation, molecular function: amino acid transmembrane transporter activity.